GAUUGUUUUUUAUUUUAUUUCACUUUUUGUUUUCCUUUAAUUUGAUUAACAUGAUUCUUUUCUCAUGAACAACAAAUCAUCAUCUCUUCUCAAACUUCUUAAUUUUGUCAUCAUCCUUUUCCAUAAUUAUAUUAGUGUUUAUAUUUUCUUCUCUAUCUCUCCAUCUCUUUAUCUUUUUCUUAAUUUUAUCUCUUUCAUUCUCUUCACUUUUUUUCUAUUUAGGUUUUUUUUUCUAUUCUCUAGUGUUUGUGUCUCUCUCUCUCUCUCUCUCUUUCUUUCUUUCUCUCUUUUUCUAUGUGUUUACCUUUGCAUUCCAAGUGAACAUUCCUUUACCUUUUCAUGUUGUGAAUUCUAUUCCAAGUGUAUCUCUUUUAUCUUUUCCCAUGUUCCACCCAAAAUUGACUCCAUCAAAUUGAAUUAUUUCCAUUUUAAAUUCCAAAAUCAACUGGCAAUAACACAACAUUCACCUUUCUUUGAUUCCAGUGAUACACUGAUUCCAAUUGAUGAUCAUAAUUGAUGAUAUUAUUGGGUAUUGGUGUUAUCUACAAAGGAACCAAAAUUACCACAUUACCAUCAUCCUCAUUUUCAUCCAUUUAUCAUUCCAUCAUCUUAUUUAAUUCAUCUAAACGGUCAACCGAAAUGGAUUUACCGUUGGUUAAUAUCACUGGUGAAAUUACCUUCUCACUACAAUCGGGUCUAAUUAGAGAUGAGGUGAACAUCAAUACAAGUCAACUUAACCUUAAAAGCCUCAAGGAUCUUGCCUGUAAUUUUAUCGAUAAAAAGUAUCCCGAACAUGGUCUCAAUAAAUUGGACGAACGUCUUAUCCUAUUUAAACACGAAUACAGUUCACAGAAUAUGCUUCUUCCCAUAAAUAUCGCUUCCGAAGUUACCAAUGGUUCAUUGAUUGAGGUUGUCGUUUCACUGAAAGAUCCAUCCAAUAACGAUGAACUCUCAAUUCGACCUCAUCAACUUAAAAUGCAUUCCUACAAGUCUCCAACUUUUUGCGAUUUUUGUGCUAAAAUGCUUUUCGGUUUAGUUAAACAGGGACUUAAAUGUGAAGGAUGUGGUCAAAAUUAUCACAAAAGAUGUGCCUACAAGAUACCCAAUAAUUGUAUUUACGGAAGUCGACGUCGAUCCUCAGCCCAUUUAAUACCCAAUUCACCAUCAAACGAGACGAUCCAACGAACAGCAAGUAGCGGCGCAACCCUACCAGAAGCACCAGCAUUCUUAUCCUCACCAAGUCAUGAUCGUCGUGCAUCCACGGGAAAUGAGAAAUGUUUCAAUCUUACCGUUAAACCGAAUCGUCUUGAUAAAAAAAUAGCCGAGGGAAUGAGGAUACCCCAUACAUUUGUCGUUCAUUCCUAUGCCAGUCCAACGAUUUGUCAAUCAUGUAAGAAACUAUUGAAAGGAAUAUUCCGUCAAGGUUAUCAAUGUAAAGACUGUAAAUUUAAUGCCCAUAAAAAGUGUAUGAAAGAUAUUCCAUCUACCUGUACGGGUGAAAUACCUUCAGAUUAUGGUGAAGGAGAGGAUAACCUGGAAAAAGAUAAUCUCAGUGAUUCUGACAAUGAAGUCGAAUCUCCAGAAAAACCAAUAAGUAUUGGAACCGAUGAUGAUGACAAUGAAAGUGACAGUCAACCAAUAACAUCAACUGAAAGUAAUAAUAUCCCAUUGAUGAGAAUUGUCCAAAGUGUUAAACAUAAUAAGAGAAGAGGAUCCGAGGUGUUAAAGGAAGGAUGGAUGGUCCAUUUUACUAGUAAAGAUCCAGGGAGAAAGCGACACUUUUGGAGAUUGGAUACUAAAGCAAUUACCAUGUAUCAUAAUGAGACUUCAUCUAAUUAUCAUCGAGAAAUAAUUCUUUCCGAUAUUUUGUCAAUAUUUUCUUCCAAAAAUGGAGAUUGUGGUUUUGAAAUGCGAACAACUCACUUGAACUAUUAUUGCGGUGAGCCAAACACCGCUGCUACUUGGGAAGCGGCGAUCAGACAAGCGUUAAUGCCGGUAGCCGAUGGUAAAGCGAUCACCUCUUCAAUCAAAGAGGUUGAAGCCAAUAACCGGAGUAACUUAUCGAUUGGCGAAAAUCGAGUUCAAACCGAUAAUGAUAUUAGUUUACAGUAUCAAAUAUUUCCCGAUGAAGUUCUUGGUUCAGGCCAAUUUGGUAUUGUCUAUGGUGGUGUUCACAGGAUAACCCGUAGAGCGGUUGCAAUCAAAGUAAUUGAUAAAUCACGUUUUCCAACUAAACAAGAGGCUCAAUUAAAGAAUGAGGUAUCAAUUCUGGAGGCCUUACAUCAUCCGGGCGUAGUAACGUUGGAGAAAAUGUUUGAAACAAAGGACAGAAUUUACGUUGUCAUGGAAAAACUGAAAGGCGAUAUGCUUGACAUGAUUCUCCACACCGAGAAGAAGCGACUUGAUGAGCGUGUAACCAAAUUUCUGAUCUAUCAAAUUCUAAUGGCACUUAAGCAUCUUCACUCACAGAAUAUUGUCCAUUGUGAUCUUAAGCCAGAAAAUGUUCUUCUCUCGUCCGAUGCUGAUUAUCCUCAAGUUAAGUUGUGUGACUUUGGUUUCGCUCGGAUUAUCGGGGAAAAAUCAUUCCGACGAUCAGUUGUUGGUACACCGGCUUAUCUUGCACCAGAGGUUAUUCGUAAUAAAGGUUACAAUAGGUCACUCGAUAUGUGGUCAGUUGGGGUCAUCGUGUACGUUAGUCUUAGCGGGACUUUCCCUUUCAACGAAGAGGAAGAUAUUAACGAUCAAAUUCAAAAUGCUGCUUUCAUGUAUCCUAAAGAUCCUUGGAAAGAUAUUUCAGCUGAUGCGAUUGAUUUAAUUACCAAUUUACUUCAAGUUAAAACGAGGAAACGUUAUACUGUUGACAAAUCUCUGUCUCAUGUUUGGUUACAAGAUUAUCAAACUUAUUGCGAUUUAAAGGAUUUAGAGAAACGAAUUGGACAAAGAUGGUUAACUCAUGAAUCUGAUGAUAUUCGUUGGGAUUCUCAUCGACGAUCUUCAUCUAAUCCAAGUUACAAUUUUAAUCGAACUGGUUAUGUGCCAACCUCAUCGAAAGAAGUUAAAUCGCCUUUAACGGAGGAAUUAGGGAACAACGAAUCAAAUGAUUAUGGUUAUAAAAGUGAUUCUUCCGAUACAAAACGUAAUGGUGCCAAUAAUUCAACUACAAUAACAACAACAACAACGACGACGACAACAACAACCGAUUGUAUUAACGAUUUAAAUAGAAUGCGAUUAAAUUGAUCAAGUUGCGUUGUAGGUCCAAGUGUAAUUUAAAAAAAACGAAAAACGAUUUUAAGGUCAACACAAAAUCAAUGAAAAAUAAGCAACUAAUAAUACACAGAAAUCUAAAGGAAACUUGAGCAAUUUCAAAAUUCAAUAUGUGUGCUAAUUAUUACCAAUAUUAAACAAUUGCGACAUUAAUGUAUAACGGUUUAUAUUUAUAAAUAACACUGGUUUUAAUCAACUUCUAAA
Messenger RNA from Panonychus citri (citrus red mite), 3468 nucleotides. Its product is annotated as serine/threonine-protein kinase D3-like. Gene Ontology annotation, biological process: protein phosphorylation. The coding region runs from base 517 to 3237 and encodes 906 amino acids. The transcript has 7 exons. The record is from RefSeq and is a predicted model, not a curated record. Lineage: Eukaryota; Metazoa; Arthropoda; Arachnida; Trombidiformes; Tetranychidae. Gene Ontology annotation, molecular function: protein serine/threonine kinase activity; ATP binding.